UCUGGACAGCGCCGGUUCGACGGUAGUGACGAUAGUCUCCGAUAGCCUCGGGCUAGACGGAAACGGCCGUGGUGUUAGGGGAGCUGGUGGAGAUGUGAUACGUGAGACGAGAUUGCUUUAGGAAGGAACUGGGCGAUAAAGAUAGUUGGUAGAAGCACGCCGUUUUUAUCCAUCUAAGAUACGCGGCAUCGACGGCAGAAUAUCAGAGUGAAACUGUCGAUGGAAGUCUGAGAACGUGGAGGUGCCGUGAGAAGACCCGCCUGGCAGGGAAAGGGUCUGCGACCAGAGCAAACUUACAGAAAACCUUGGAGUGAAGACAUAUCGUCGGCUGCAUGGACUCAAAGAUGAACACUGUUGUCGAGGUGCUGAUUUGUUUGGCGGUGAUUCGAGGAUGUCUGGGUCAGUCAUCUAUCGGCCUGACUCUUCCGGACACCGUGAACACCAUAGCCGGGGACCCCGUCACCUUACCCGCAACAUUCCAGACAGAUCGCCGCAUCGCCACCAUUACUUGGACCAAAGUGGAGAAAAAAGCCGACGGAGAAAAAAGAACUCCUAUUCUUACAACCAUACCCAUGAUGGGGUCGACAGAAGCCCAUGGUCCCUACCAGGGAAGAGUAGAACUAGUCGGGAAGGCCUCACUGAAGAUUGACCGAACCACAGCUGAAGAUCAAGGUCGCUAUGUCCUGACAUUGAUUGGGCAAGGGAUCGGCACAGAGGAGGGCUUCAUUGACUUGAAUGUGAUGGGAUGUCUGUGUCAGUCGUCUAUCGGCCUGACUCUACCGGACACCGUGAACACCAUAGCCGGGGACCCCGUCACCUUACCCGCAACGUUCCAGACAGAUCGCCGCAUCGCCACCAUUACAUGGACCAAAGUGGAGAAAAAAGCCGACAGAGAAACAAGAACUCCCAUUCUUACAGCCAUACCCAUGAUGGGCUCGACAGAAGCCCAUGGUCCCUACCAGGGAAGAGUGGAACUAGUGGGAAAGGCCUCCCUGAAGAUUGAUCGUACUACAGCUGAGGAUCAAGGGCAGUAUGUCCUCACAUUGAUUGGUCAAGGCAUCGGCACUGAAGAGGGCUUCAUCGACUUGAAUGUGAUGGUUCCACCGAAAAUCGCAGUGGGGCCGUCCGACCCUGUGAUGGCAGCCAGUGGAAGAUCGGCGACUCUGACGUGCUCGGUUACGGAAGCGAAGCCGAAUAUUACGUCACUGCACUGGGAGAAAGACGGGGCGCUGAUCGACAGUUCGAGAUUGGUCACCAAGUAUUCCGGUGGGAACCUGCAGUCGACGAAUCUGGUGAUACAUUUUGUGACCAGGGGUGAUGCAGGCGUGUACAAGUGCAUCACCGACCACGUGGUUCGAAAGGCCAGCGCUGCGCUGACUGUGCGAGUGUUGUAUCCCGCCACUAUCCUGAGCAUCUCGGACGCCCAGACUGUUUCCGUGUCUGACCGCAUCACUCUGCAGUGCGUGGCGGAGGGAAACCCCCCUCCCAACAUCACGUGGACACGGAACGGAGUGCGCCUGCGCGGGGUGACGAAGACUGUGUCACGUGACGUCCGCGCAGAAUCUGUGGUGCUGGAUGACGUCACGGUGAACGCCAGCGGUAUCUACGCAUGCACAGCGGCCAACUCUGUCGGGAAAAGCGACCUGAAGUCUGUGGAAGUAAUCGUUCAAGGUUCCCAGUCCUGGCUGGACGACAGCAGUAUCGCCAUCCUAGUGGGUGCCAUCGCGGGGGGUCUGUGGCUCGCCAUCUGUGUGGGCCUGGUGGUGUACUUCGUCAGGCGGCGGCGCAACAGACAGGACAAGAAACGGUUCGCCUUCUACUACAACAUGGGGCGGAAACAGCCGGACGGGACGGACGGGAAGACGGGCGAGGAGACACUAGAGGUGACCCGCCAUCCACACCUCAAACUACCAGCCAAACCAGUCUCAGGCGCCCCUACGUACGGCGGGAUUGACACGAUGCGUCGGACCAAGGGGAAGGUGCGCCGGUAUGGCCUGGUCCUGUACACCUACCACCCACAGGAGGACAACGAGCUGUAUCUGGAGAUUGAUGACGUCAUCGAGGUGCUGGAGGGGGAAGAUGGCGGCUGGUGCCUGGGUUACCUGAGGGGCAGGAUAGGCCUGUUCCCCUCCAACUACGUCAAGUUUCUGUCCGCAUCCCAAGUAUCUGCAUCAAAGCUGAGGGAACUGUACGAUUCAUCCGACCCCAAUCGCAGAUCGGGAAAGUCAAGCGUCUAGAAGGCGAGUCCAACUGCACUUAUCAUCGUGUCCGCUAGGCAG
This is a messenger RNA of Branchiostoma belcheri (Belcher's lancelet), 2279 nucleotides long. RefSeq names its product hemicentin-1-like. Gene Ontology annotation, biological process: cell-cell adhesion. The transcript has 9 exons. Bases 333 to 2237 code for a protein of 634 amino acids. Gene Ontology annotation, molecular function: cell adhesion molecule binding. Lineage: Eukaryota; Metazoa; Chordata; Leptocardii; Amphioxiformes; Branchiostomatidae. The record is from RefSeq and is a predicted model, not a curated record. Gene Ontology annotation, cellular component: cell-cell junction.